Molecule: messenger RNA, 4872 nt
Organism: Vicugna pacos (alpaca)
Lineage: Eukaryota; Metazoa; Chordata; Mammalia; Artiodactyla; Camelidae
Gene: GABPA
Product: GA binding protein transcription factor subunit alpha
Biological process (GO): regulation of transcription by RNA polymerase II; cell differentiation
Cellular component (GO): nucleus
Molecular function (GO): sequence-specific DNA binding; DNA-binding transcription factor activity, RNA polymerase II-specific
Source: RefSeq, a predicted model, not a curated record
ACGAAGUCCCGAGCUGCCAGAGCCGCCGCCGCCGUCCUACUUCCGGCCCUGGCUCCGCCCCCACCCGCCAUCGCAAUGCAUUAUGGGCCGCCGUUUCAGUCGGUCGACACUCACCGGACAGGAAGCGUCUCGGAGACAGUCUGCGACCGGACGGCUGUAGGUGAGACAGAAACCAAACAGGAGGAGGAAGUGGAGGGGCUGAGCUUUUGAAAUACUUCAACCAUGACGAAGAGAGAAGCAGAGGAGCUGAUAGAAAUUGAGAUUGAUGGGACAGAGAAACCAGAGUGCACAGAAGAAAGCAUUGUGGAACAAACCUACACCCCAGCCGAAUGUGUAAGCCAGGCCAUAGACAUCAAUGAGCCAAUAGGCAAUUUAAAGAAACUACUAGAACCACGACUACAGUGUUCUUUGGAUGCUCAUGAAAUUUGCCUGCAAGAUAUCCAGCUGGAUCCAGAACGAAGUUUAUUUGACCAAGGAGUAAAAACAGAUGGAACUGUACAGCUUAGUGUACAGGUAAUUUCUUACCAAGGAAUUGAACCAAAGUUAAACAUCCUGGAAAUUGUUAAACCUGCGGAAACAGUUGAAGUGGUUAUUGAUCCAGAUGCCCACCAUGCUGAAGCAGAAGCACAUCUUGUUGAGGAAGCUCAAGUGAUAACUCUUGAUGGCACAAAGCACAUUACAACCAUUUCCGAUGAAACCUCAGAACAAGUGACGAGAUGGGCUGCCGCCCUGGAAGGUUACAGGAAAGAGCAGGAGCGUCUUGGGAUACCCUACGAUCCCAUACAGUGGUCCACAGACCAAGUCCUGCAUUGGGUGGUUUGGGUAAUGAAGGAAUUCAGCAUGACCGACAUCGACCUCGCUACACUGAAUAUUUCUGGAAGAGAACUAUGUAGCCUCAACCAAGAAGAUUUUUUUCAGCGGGUCCCUCGGGGAGAAAUUCUCUGGAGUCAUCUGGAACUUCUUCGAAAAUAUGUAUUGGCAAGCCAAGAACAACAGAUGAAUGAGAUAGUUACAAUCGAUCAACCUGUGCAAAUUAUUCCAGCAUCAGUGCAGUCGGCUACACCAACUGCCAUUAAAGCUAUAAACAGUAGUGCAAAGGCAGCUAAAGUACAGAGAGCUCCGAGGAUUUCAGGGGAAGAUCGAAGUUCUCCUGGGAACAGGACAGGGAACAACGGCCAAAUCCAGCUGUGGCAGUUUUUGCUAGAACUUCUUACUGACAAGGAUGCUCGAGACUGCAUUUCUUGGGUUGGUGAUGAAGGAGAAUUUAAGCUAAAUCAGCCUGAACUGGUUGCACAAAAAUGGGGACAACGUAAAAAUAAACCUACAAUGAACUAUGAGAAACUUAGUCGUGCGUUAAGGUACUAUUACGAUGGGGACAUGAUUUGUAAAGUUCAAGGCAAGAGAUUUGUAUACAAGUUUGUCUGUGACUUGAAGACUCUUAUAGGAUACAGUGCAGCAGAGUUGAACCGUUUGGUCACAGAAUGUGAACAGAAGAAACUUGCGAAGAUGCAGCUCCAUGGGAUUGCCCAGCCAGUCACAGCAGUGGCCCUGGCUACUGCGUCUCUGCAAACAGAAAAGGAUAACUGAGCCCAGGACGUUCUGGGAGUCCAAGGUUUUUCUUAAAUAUUAGAGCAAGUAUUGCUCUUACCUUUAUUACUGAAUUUGAAUCUUCUUUUAUUUCUAGACUGUACAUGCAUGAUUUUUUUAUAAAUAUUUCAUACUCUUGUGAAUUUGGAUCUUUUUACUUUGAGCAUAUAUUUUAGAAAAUGUGUACAUGUUAAAGGAUCCCCACAGUGUCUUUAGGCAGGUUCAUUGUGGGGUAGUUUGUUAACAGUCAGGAAAGCUACAGUGGUCAGUAUUAAUGUCUAGCCCUACCAAAAACAGCCAGUAGCUUCGAGGAUGGGAAAUAAAUGAAGUAUCUCCAGGAAACAGUCUGGCUUAACUACUUUUGAAAAUGUUAACUGUUUCCCCUCUCUGCUGCUUUAGAUGUUGCUUUACAUAGAACCAGAAAAUGGAACUUUUCACAGCUAAAGCAUGUAUGCCUGUUUCAUCUAAUUAAGCAGAGCUAAAGUAGUCAUAUCAAAUAAAAUUAUAAUAUUAAUAAAUUACUAAACUAAGAGUAUCACGUUAUUAAAGUAAUUUAUAUAUUUGCAAGCAAAGGACAAUAAACACACUGGCAGAAGAGCAGUGCCGAAGAAGGAGAUCCAGGUUUAAGUAUGGCUUUACUCAAGCCAAUUUUAAGGACUUACUGUAUAGAUUAUUCAUAAUGUCAGGCCAAGAAUUUAAAUUAUUAUAAGAGAGGCAUUAAAUUCUAAUAAACCAACUACUACAAAAAUUCUAAAAUGAUCUCUGUUUUUCCUGUCAGAGAUUUAAAAAACUGAAAAAGUAUACCUCAACCAGAAAAUAAAAGUUUAGUUUGGUUUGAUAUGGCUUCUUUUUUUUUUUUUUUUUAAUUACGCUGUAGUGCUGGUUUGUUGUACCAAACAGCUUAUACAGUCUUGUGUUUCUGAUGAAAUGAAGACUUUAAAUCAGUCAGCAGUAGUUUACCUUUCAAGACAUUUGUGAAUUACUUGCACAUAGUUUUAAAAGGAGAUUUUGACCUCCAGUAUAGGCAGUUCUCUCUUAAAACAAAAUUUUCCAUUUGAUUUUUCCUUAUGAAUAUUAUAUAUGUGGGAGUGUAUGGAUAUGUAUGUACAUGUCCAAUUGACCAUCUUAUAUAUAUAAAUAUAUAUAUAUAUAUACAUGUACACACAUAUAAAUGAAGACAUAAUGACAUUCAAAAGGAAAGAUACUUCAAAAGAUAAUAAUUCAUGUCAAAAAUUCUUUAAAAAGUAAAUAAUUCUUAAAAACAUGAAACUUCACUUAACCACCAGCCAACGCUAAACAGAAAUGGCUAGAUGCCUUUCUUUUUCGCUUGCUUGCUUUACUUGGUUUCCUUGCUUCCUUUUUUUUCUUUUCAUUUUUAAGGUGUUAUGCACGAAUCAUGAUAUGAGAUACUGACAAAUAGCUUUUAAUCCUCUUAUAGCAGAAGAUUGAUUCUCAAGUAUUACUUUAUGUACCUUCUCCCUCAUCAAAUCCAUCCCCCUAAACAGCUUUAUGAGAAGAGCUCAUUUAAUGCUUUUGACUAACGAGGAGGAAAGGGCUGUGGUGAUGCAGGCAGAGUGGCGUUGUUCGUAGUUGCUGUCGCCAGUACUAGGUAGUGGUUUGGAAGGAACUUUAGGAGGCAGGGAUGUCAGGAGCGAGGAGGAGAGGAAGGAAUCUAUGCCCUCCUUUUCUGGUCACCUCGUCAUAAUAUUAAGUGUUACGGUGUAGGACUGCAACCACAUGUAAUGUCAGCCCAUUUCUAUUACUGUGUUAAGACUAACUCUUUUAAGACCUUGCAGUAGAAUCCAAAAAGAAAAAAAAGGUAUAAUUUCCAUUUUUACCUUUAUGUAAACACACAGAAUAAACUGGCAAAGUACUAGUUUAAGUUGGAUGCUAUGAUUGCAAGAGUAUCUGAGUAGAAUAGCAGUACGAAGUAAUAUAUAGAAGUUCUAGUUUCAGAUAACAAAUAGGUAGCUGAAAAGAAGGUUUUGCACCAUCCUUUUAUGGCCUGGGAAGUUGACAAGUUACUUACAGUUUAAAAAAAAAAGUCUACUGGUGUAUUAUCAAGAACUUAAAAUUAUUGACUUUUGGAUUUAAAAUGCUUUGGGGGAGACAUUACGUUAAAGUUUUAGCCAAGAUGACAUACCUCUGUUUUGUCUCAACUACAUGUAUGUGUAUUUUUAAGGCAAGAAACAUCCAUAUUUGUUUUUGAUCCCUAAGAUCAAACUGUUACGUCUUUUUUCCUUUAAGCAUUCCUCAGACACCUUUUCUAAAAGAACACAUUCUGUCCAUUUUCUUCCUUUUGCAGUUUUAAUUUUAUUCCUCAUUAUCAUUUGAACAGAGACAGUUCUCAUGCAUGAUCAGGUGCUGUUUCUUUUUUCUUCUUUGCCUCUCAUCAUUAUUUUUAUGAACCGUAAUACAGGUAAAGUAAUGAGAUCACUUUCUCUAAUUGUUUCAAGAAACCGGUUACUUUGCCUCAACUUACAUAUAAACUAUUUCCAUUGUCCUUACUGAGAUUACAAUGAUCAGGAAGCCAAGGAGUCUUCUUUUAUUAAAAGAUAGCUUGGGUUGUGAAAGAAAAUACAGUUCAUGCUUUUCAUUCUUUGCUCCAUUUUUAUGAAUGAACUUUCAUAAGAGAAUUUGUAGUAUAUUCAAAGGAAGAAUAAAAUUAUUGGUCAUCUUUCUAUACCAUGUAAGUACAAUAAUAAUGAACUGUUCAUUUUUGCUUUAAAACUUUUUUUUCCCCACACGAGAGUCUCAAGUGAGCCAACUUUCAUACCUGUCUUACUAGCCUUACGUUUGGAAAUUCAUGUUGGCAUCAGAAUAUCAAACGAAUUAGGCAGAAUUGCUGUGUGGUUUAUCAUCACAUGAAUCGACUCACCACAUUCGUCUUUGUAACGAUCCAUGUCAGUGAACUAGGAAAAACUGUUGAGUUGUUUUUCUCCCCUGAUAAAUGGUGAAACUCAAGUACAGUAUUUCUUUAAAGGUUGUGCCUCUGAGUAUUUUUGAUGAGGUCUGCUGUUUUUCAUAUUCAUCAUUUAUGCUACUGCCUUUUAAAACUAAUGUAUCUUUGAAAUAGCACAAAAAAUGUUUUAAAAUUCAUAAUUUCAGAACAACCUGUGACUUACUUAAUGUCUUCAUAUCUAGAGAAUAUAAAAAUAUUGAUAUUUCAGUAAUAUUUCACUUGCUGCCAGAAAAAAAUAUUCUCAAUCUUUUGUAAGAGGGAGGAGGAUUUUUGCAUACAUUUUUACUCUUUAAAUAAAGACACUUAUACUGUCAUAAUAACAA